GAAAUCCCGCCUCCGCCGGAAGAAGAUGCGGAAGCGAGACCGCCUAUCCAGAGGAAGGCAAGUGUUUGGCUCCUGCGGCUGAGAAUCCCGCGCGGGGCUGGAGACAGGUAGCAGUACGGGGGCGGGGCUUCAUGCCGGAAGUGGUAGUCCGCAGUUGUUUCGGUUGGCGGCCUAGCGGGUGGGAGAUGCGGCGGCCACCUGCUGCGAGGAACCGAAGGGAAGGUUAGAGGUACGAAGGCAGUUUGGAGCUGGGGCUGAGCAGCUGUCGCACAGUCAGAUCAUGGGCUCGACCAAGCACUGGGGUGAAUGGCUCCUUAACUUGAAGCUAGCCCCCGCCGGCGUGUUUGGUGUGGCCUUUCUAGCCAGAGUCGCCCUGGUUUUCUAUGGGGUCUUCCAGGACCGGACCCUGCACGUGAGGUAUACGGACAUUGACUACCAGGUCUUCACCGAUGCCGCGCGCUUUGUCACGGAGGGGCACUCGCCUUACCUGAGAGCCACGUACCGUUACACCCCGCUGCUGGGUUGGCUCCUCACUCCCAACAUCUACCUCAGCGAGCUCUUUGGAAAGUUUCUCUUCAUCAGCUGCGACCUCCUCACCGCUUUCCUCUUAUACCGCCUGCUGCUGCUGAAGGGGCUGGCGCGCCGCCAGGCUUGUGGCUACUGUGUCUUUUGGCUUCUUAACCCCCUGCCUAUGGCAGUAUCCAGUCGAGGUAAUGCGGACUCGAUUGUCGCCUCCCUGGUCCUGAUGGUCCUGUACUUGAUAAGGAAAAGAGUCGUCGCGUGUGCAGCUGUGUUCUAUGGUUUCGCGGUGCAUAUGAAGAUAUAUCCGGUGACUUAUAUCCUUCCCAUAACUCUCCACCUGCUUCCAGAUCGCGACAAUGACAAAAGCCUCCGUCAAUCCCGGUAUACUUUCCAGGCUCAUUUGUACGAGCUCCUGAAGAGGCUGUGUGAUCGGGCUGUGCUGCUGUUCGUAGCGGUUGCUGGACUCACGUUUUUUGCCCUGAGCUUUGGUUUUUACUAUGAGUACGGCUGGGAAUUUUUGGAGCACACCUAUUUUUAUCACCUGACUAGGCGGGAUAUCCGUCACAACUUUUCUCCAUACUUCUACAUGCUGUAUUUGACUGCAGAGAGCAAGUGGAGUUUUUCCCUGGGAAUUGCUGCAUUCCUGCCACAGUUCAUCUUGCUUUCAGCUGUGUCUUUCGCCUAUUACAGAGACCUCGUCUUUUGUUGUUUUCUUCAUACAUCCAUUUUUGUGACUUUUAACAAAGUCUGCACCUCCCAGUACUUUCUUUGGUACCUCUGCUUACUGCCUCUUGUGAUGCCACUAGUAAGAAUGACUUGGAAAAGAGCUGUAGUUCUCCUAAUGUUAUGGUUUAUAGGGCAGGCCCUAUGGCUGGCUCCUGCCUAUGUUCUUGAGUUUCAAGGAAAGAACACCUUUCUGUUUAUCUGGUUAGCUGGUUUGUUCUUCCUUCUUAUCAACUCUUCCAUCCUGAUUCAAAUUAUUUCCCAUUACAAAGAAGAACCCCUGACAGAGAGAAUCAAAUAUGACUAGUGUAUGUUCCACACCUUCUGCUACUGUGUUACCUUCUGAUUGUCUUGUAUGGACCAGAAGAGAGCUUUGGGACAUUUUUUCUGAACAUUCUAAGGAUUCUAGUGAAAGUUUCCGUGUUCCAGCAGAAUGUUUGUCUUGUAUAUAAAAGGGACACAAUAAUUGAGGUCCACCUUCUAGGAAAUCCUAGGACUCGUUUAUUUGGGACAUGGUGGGAAUAAAGUGUAGGAGGACAAGCCGCAGACAGAACUCCUCAGACACCAAGUUAAAGAAGGAAGGGGUUUAUUCGGCUGGGGGCAUGGGCAAGACCCCUGUCUCAAGAGCCGAGCUCCCAGAGUGAGCAAUUCUUGUCCCUUUUAAGGGCUCACAACUCUAAGGAGGUCCGUGUGAGAGGGUCGUGAUCGAUUGAGCAAGCAGGGGGUAUGUGACUGGGGGCUGCGUGCACCGGUAAUUAGAUAGGAACAAAACAGGAUAGGGAUUUUCACAGUGCUUUUCUAUACAAUGUCUGUAAUCUAUAGAUAACAGAACGGAUUAGGUCAGGGGUCGAUCUUUAAGUACCAGGCCCAGGGUGUGGCGCCAGGCUGUCUGCUUGUGGAUUUCAUUUCUGCCUUUUAGUUUUUACUUUUUCUUUCUUUGGAGGCAGAAAUUGGGCAUAAGACAAUAUGAGGGGUGGUCUUCUCCCUUAAAAGGUUACAUAUUGGAAAAUGAAAGGCUUAUGAAACUAUCAGAUACUAAGAUUCUUAAAAUAGAGGAAUAUAGUUAGAGACAUCAGGUUUAAGCCAGUAUUUGUUCCUGUUUUACAAUGCUUCUGUCUUAAGCUGUGUCUCAACUUUUAACCCCUAUCUUUUCUUUCUAAAGCUUUCCUGACAGCUGUGAAAAUCCAAAAAAUAUUCUUAGGCUGGGUAUGGUGGCCCUUGCCUGUAAUCCCAGCAUUUUGGGAAGCUGAGUUGGGAGGGUCGCUUGAGUCCAGGAGUUCUAGACCUACCCGGGGCAAGAUGGUGAGACCUAGUCUCCACAAAAAAUAAAAAAACUUAGCCAGGCGUGGUGAUGCACCCCUGUAGUCACAGCUGCGUGGGAGGCUGAGGUGGGAGAAUUGCUUGAGCCCACAGCAAGACCCUGUCUCAAAAAAAAAAAAAAAAGGAAAGGACAACUUUUUAGAUGUAAAAGUAUUAAAUAAUACUAAGGUGCUUAGUAUUGUUUCAAAGAGUUUUUAACUUCUAUAUUAAAUGUGGGGGCUUAGAAGAUAAUCCAAAGACUUUGGGAGGCUGAGGCGGGCAGAUCACAAGGUCAGGAGAUUGAGACCAUCCUGGCUAACACGGUGAAACCCCGUCUCUACUAAAAAUACAGAAAAUUAGCCAGGCCUGGUGGCAGGUGCCUGUAGUCGCAGCUGCUCCUCAGGAGGCUGAGGCAGGAGAAUGGUGUGAACCCGGAGGCAGAGCUUGCAGUGAGCCGAGAUGGUGCCACUGCAUUCCAGCCUGGGCGACAGAGCGAGACUCCAUCUGGCGAGGGGAGGGGGAAAGAUAAUCCAAAGAAUUUAAAUUGUAAUCAUGCUUCAUGUAUUUGUUUUAUUACUUAGUUUUUUUUAGCAGUUAGUCCCAGUGGUAUUAGACUGGCAUUUGGUUUCAUACAAAAAGGAUUAAAUUUAAAUCCAUUCAUGUUUAGACUUGAGGUAUUACAUUUUUAAAACUAUCAUCUUGCCUUUAAUGUUUGAGGUCCUUAAACACACAAACUAUUAGUACAUUUCAGUAUCCUCUUACCCCUUUGUUUUUAAGUUUUUGAUUGCUAAAGCAAGAUUUUUUUUCUUCUAGAAUUUAAGUCAAUCAAGUGUUAUCUUUGCUGUAAAAAUGGAUAAUGGUAGAUUUUAGGUGAUAAAACAACUUGUUAGUAAGACAUUUCCUAGCUUAAAAAAAAAAUCAAAAAUUCCAUGAUAGAAAUGCAGACCUGUGAGGGAAACUCCUGAAAAGCAUAUGAAGCAUCCCAAAGAGCCAUGGGUGUUCUAGACCAGGAAAUUUAGAGGGAGAUUGUGGAAAUGAGGCUUAGAUGGGCAGAUCGUUUCCCUUAUCACUGUAAUAUUUCUGGGGGGAAAAUGCUUUCUGAGUUGUUUAAACAAGCAUCCUUACUUUUUUUUUUUUUUUUUAAUUAAACAGCCUGUCUAGGCUUGGGAGUCCCUAACACUAUGGUAGCAGUAUAUGAAUGUGAUUUUGUGAUUGUGUUUUUUAAAAGAUAAGUAAUUUGAUAAACUGUUCUUUUGCAGUCAAAAACACUCACAAAUAAGACAAAAAGAGUUCCACAGUAUUAUAUUUCACGUCAGUUCAGGCUUAAAAGCCUUUGCAAAUAAGAUGUCUAUAGGCUGGUCACAAUUAGCAAUGUUAUUAUUGGCAGCACUUCUUGGAUGGAUACCUUUUGGGACCUUUCAUUAGAAAGAGGGUAAGAAUGGGGUGGUUUUGUAUGGGCUCCUGUUUGGGGUAAAAAUAGCAGAGUCAGUUGCUGAGGACAGUGACCUUCCUUAUAACAUUUAGUCUCAUACCCAUAUUGGGUCUUGUCUUGAGGACCGUUUAUAUGGGCUUGUUUACUAGUGGCCUUCCAGCCAUAGCAUUCUUACCUUUUUUUCCUAUUCUACUGUAAGAAUUAAAAAAAAAUUAUAGAGCCAGCACGGGAGGAGGCAGGAAACAGAAAUCGAAUUUCAUCAUUCUAAUAUAAUUGUCCCUUUUUUGUAUUUGUGACUUUGUUUGAUAAUUAUAUUUACUUACUAAUUAUUGUUUUUUAACAUUCUUUAUUGUGGCUUACUCUUCAUACUUAGAAUUGAAAUUGUUGGACAUCACAUGUAUAUUCACAUUAUAAAUACAUCAUUCUUCCACUGUUAGACCUGCAGAUUGCUUCCAGUUUUUAAUAUUCUAAAUAAGACUUUCAACAUUUUGUUGUUUUAACUCAUUCUCUUAGGACAUUCUUAGAAGUUAGAAACAUUUCUGCUGGGAUCUUUGGAGGGAACUUCAAACUUUAGAUACUUUCCUGCAAGAAAUACCAAAGAAAGGCAGGUGUUUCUUAAAGGGAUGCAAAGGAUAUUUUGCAGUUUGUAUGCUGCAAAAUGUUUAGUUAGUAAGUUAACUAAAAAAUUGGGUUAAUUUGGUUUCUUGGGGGAUUUUAAUUUUUUAAUUUGUUUUCUGGUUAUCUAAAGUUUUUUUUUUUUUUUUUUUUUUUUGCUUCUUAUCACAAUCCUUUUAUUUCCUUUUUAGUCCUUUAAUAACACCUUCAAAUUUUAUAAGACUUUUACUUAUUUCCUACGUAAUUCUUUUUUUUUUCUUAUACCACCCCUUAAGAUUGAUAUGUUCAUUUACAGAUAAACAUUAAUUAUUAGAUAAAGAGGUAUGGUUCUCAAGAUUGUGUGUGUUCUGAACAGAGGGAGCUACAUAACAUUUUCUUCUGUAAUUGCCUUUGUAACGUCUUUAGAAUAUGGUUCCUAAAUAUUCCUAGAUAAAUUCUCUUGAUAGGCCCAUUGGAAAGGCUAAUACUCCCACCAGACUGCUUUGUUCCUCCCUGGCAAAAGAAUUCUUAAAACCACUGAUUUUAGUUACUGACUUCUCACCAUCUGGACUCUCACAAGAUGUUUCAGAAGUUGUGUAGAACUUGUCUUUCAGUUAGUUGACUUGUGACUGAAUUUAUUGUUACUUCUCUAAUAUCAGUUGUUUUCUGCAUUACCACCCUCUCCCCUAACCAUCUGUACUAUGAAUAGAAAAGGAAAAAGAUGGAAAAUUAUACCUAGGAUUGUCCCUAAAUGCAACCUCUUGGUUCCCCCCACCCUUCAUGUUUUAUUAUAAACUAUUUUAAGGACUGGGUGUGGUGGUUCAUGCCUAUAAUCCCAAUGCUUUGGGAGGCUGAGGCAGGAGGAUCACUUGAGGACAGGAGUUUGAGACCAGCCUGGGCAACACAGUGAGACCCCCAUCUGUACAAAGAAAAAAAAAAAAAAAGUGCUACUCGGGAAGCUGAGGUGGGAGGACCACUUGAGCCCAGGAUUCGAGGAGGUUAUAGUGAGCUAUGAUUGUGCCACAGCACUCCAGCCUGGGUGACAGAGCAACACCCUGCCUCUAAAACAAAAAACUGUAGCUGUUUUUUUUUUUUUUACUUUUCUGAGGCAAAAUUUCACUUUGUCACCCAGGCUGGAGUGCAGUAGUAUAAUCAUGGCUCACUGCAGCCUUGAACUCCCAGGCUCAAGUGAUCCUUCCUCCUCAGCCUCCCAAGUAGCUGGGACCACAGGUAUGUGCCACCAUGCCUGGCUAAUCCUUUUAUUUUUUGUAGAGAUGUGGUCUUGCUGUGUUGCAAGAGGGAGAUUGCUUAAGUGAUCUUCCCUCAUUGGCUUCCCAAAGUUGGGAUUACAGGCGUGAGCCACUGCACCCAGCCUGACCUAACUAUUUUAAACAUUACUUAUAUCGCCAUCAUCUAAAUUCAACAACAAUUUGCCAUAUUUGCUUUAUAUAUAGGUAUAAAUAUAUAUAUGUAAUUUUUUGAACCAUGUGAAGUUGCAAACAUCAUUGAACUUCACCACUAAAUAUAUCAGCAUGCAUCUCCUAAAAAUAAGGUAUUUUCUUACAAAACCAUAAUACUGUUAUCUAUUAUUAUUAUAAUUUAACAUUCUGUCGUUUUCAAAUUUCUUCAGGUAUUUUUUGUUACAUCUUAAAGAACAGACAUUCUUGGAUCUCAAAGUUUCCAAGGAAGGAAAGAACAUGAUGGAUAAUCCAUAAUUAAGAAGUUUGGAUCUUUUCCUAGUCUUAAAAACAAAGUGAGAACUAAAGGGGUUUACCUUCCAUCAAAGUUAAACAAAUUAAUUCUUUUAUGUGUCAUACUUUCUGCCUGUCUCCCUAAAAACAUGGGGGUGGUAAUCUCUUUGUUUUAUCUGGUAGGUUUUUCAGAUAAAAGCUUAUACAUGUUUGGAAUGUUAAUAUCCAACCCCCAACUCCAAGCCCUGCCCCAACAACAACAGCUAAUUAUUUUACAUCUUGAUGAUGGUAAGUUUUUCAUGAUUAACCAAUUUUGGGCACCUAUUCCACCAUAUAUGUUUUUAUUUAAUUUUCACAACACUUCAAAGUUGAUAUUCAUAUUCUAAAUUUAUAGAUGAACAAAGAGGCUCAAAGAUUAAAUAGGGAUUUUUACCCAUGCUUUUUCUAUUAUAUUAUGUUUUGGAUUUUUCCAGAGUACCCAAACCCAGCAGAUGCAUACCGCUGCAAAAUAAAUGGAACUCAACACUGGCUCUGACAAAUGUCUUGCCAAUCAGUUUGUCCAAAUAUUUUAGGUGUUUGAGGGGCAGUUCUCUCAGCUGUACCAAGUCACUGUCAUUCCCAAACUUUUCAAUGAUUCCAGACCUUUAACAACUCCCUUCCACAUCCAAACCCUCUCUCACCAAAUUGUGUAAUUUCUUUGUUUACUGCUGGCUUCAUCAUGUACUUUUCCUUCAUGGCCUGUUUUUAAGAAGUUGAUUUGCUGAACCACUUUUUAGCCAAGCUAUUUGUAAAUCAAGCUGCACAAAAUAUGUGGCCAUAAUUUCUAAAAGGCACAUGAUCAUUGUUAAAUUUCUCUUGCUCUGCAGUGUGCAUUCAUGCGGUUAAAAAUUGUCCUGCACUGAUAGUAUGGCAUCAGAGAAUAGACUCAGAUCACUUAGGUUCAAAUCCCAGUACAUGAUCCUGAGCAAGAUUAUCAUAUCUAGAUACAUUAGUUUUUAUCUGUGAAAUGGGAAUGAUAGUAUAAUCUGCAUAGAGUUGUUGGUAAGGAUUAAGUGCGUUGAUAUGCUCAAAGUGUGCAUGCUGGCAUAGAACAAGCCACUGAUUACAAGUCUUUAUAAAGAAGCAGCUGUUCUGGCACUGUAAACUUGAACCUUUUUUUCCCCAAAUCGAAUGGAUAUAGGCAAGGAACUUGUAUUUAUAUAAAAUAAAUGUUUGACUACCUUUUAUCAUAAACUUUAUUCUCAUCUUGAUCUGGUCCUUUGAAAAGAUAAUAAAAACUGAUACGUGAAAAA
This is a messenger RNA of Macaca mulatta (Rhesus monkey), 7553 nucleotides long. The record is from RefSeq and is a predicted model, not a curated record. Lineage: Eukaryota; Metazoa; Chordata; Mammalia; Primates; Cercopithecidae.